Brachypodium distachyon (stiff brome) is the source of this 1294-nucleotide messenger RNA. RefSeq names its product SPX domain-containing protein 1. The record is from RefSeq and is a predicted model, not a curated record. Gene Ontology annotation, biological process: cellular response to phosphate starvation. The transcript is spliced from 3 exons. NCBI's taxonomy places the organism in Eukaryota, Viridiplantae, Streptophyta, Magnoliopsida, Poales, Poaceae. Bases 176 to 1075 code for a protein of 299 amino acids.
AUUCCGUUCUUGCCCUUCCCCCUCUCCGCAUAUCCUCUCUCCCCCCUCUUCCCUUUCCCCUCUAUUUCAUCGCCCCCGCCGCAGGACCUCCAGCACAAUCCCUACAUCCUUCUUCGUUCCCCUCGCCAUUGCCCAUUGGAGAUCGAGCCACAUAAUCCUCUGUCAGUCUGGCCGGAUGAAGUUCGGCAAGAGCCUGAGCAGCCAGAUCGUGGAGACGCUGCCGGAGUGGCGCGACAAGUUCCUGUCCUACAAGGACCUCAAGAAGCGGCUCAAGCUCAUCGGCAUCGGCGCCGGAGGGGAGGAGGAGCGGCAGGCCAAGCGCGCCCGCGUCGCUGAAGCCGCCGCGGAUGGCGAUGACGCCGCGCCGGCGCCGGCACCGGCGAUGACGCCGGAGGAGGCCGAGUUCAUGCGGCUCCUAGAGGCCGAGCUCGACAAGUUCAAUUCCUUCUUCGUCGAGAAAGAGGAGGAGUACAUCAUCCGCCAGAAGGAGUUGCAGGACAGGGUGGCGAGGGCGGCCGGGAUGGAGUCCAGGGAGGAACUGCUGCGAGUGCACAAGGAGAUCGUCGAUUUCCACGGCGAGAUGGUGCUGCUCGAGAAUUACAGCGCCCUCAACUACACUGGACUGGUCAAGAUUCUCAAGAAGUAUGACAAGAGAACUGGGGCCCUGAUCCGUCUGCCCUUCAUCCAGAAUGUGCUACUUCAGCCUUUCUUCACUACUGACCUCCUGUACCAGCUUGUCAAGGAAUGUGAGGCCAUGCUUGACCAGCUACUACCGUCAAACAAACCAUUUGUAUCAAGUGAAGAUGGACAAGAAAAUACUAACAGCGAGGACAAGUUGUCAAACCCCAGUUCUUCCUUGGUUAACAGCGGCUGCAUUCCAGAGCUUGACGAGAUCGAGUUCAUGGAGAGCAUGUACAUGAAAAGCACGGUCGCGGCGCUUAGAUCUCUGAAAGAGAUCCGGAGCAAAAGCUCGACUGUCAGUGCAUUCUCCUUGCCGCCUCUUCAGGGAAGCAAUGCACCAGAGGAGCAGGAAAGGUGGAAGAAGAUGUCUGUGAUUGAGCAGGCUGCCAAAUGACAAGAUGAGCACACGACACACGCCUCUUACUCGUAACGACCUUAAUCUUCGUGUUUGCUGGAGAUGGGACUGGGAUCUCACUCUCCCCGUCACAUAUUCAGUAAUUUGUAAAAUUCGAGGAUCCCUAACAGCUGUAAAAUGGUGGAAAUAUUCAAUGUACAUUGUUAAAUCACAUAAUGCCAUCAUGAUCAUCAAACUGAGCAAAUUUGGUUUUAUUCA